AUGAUAUUCGUAGAGUUAUUUUUUGAAAUCAUGGAUAUUAAUGAUGAAGCUGAUAUUAGAGAUAAACCAGGAUUUCUUUCCAGAUUCUUUACUAGUAUUGGAGUGAAAUAUCAAUAUUAUUUAGAUAGAUUAACACCUUAUUCUGGUAUUCGAUGGGGAAUGGCCUUAUUUACAUUAGUUUUUUUCUGUUACCGUAUUUUUAAAUUGCAGGGCUUUUAUUUAAUAUGUUAUGCUUUGUUUAUUUAUUAUCUAAACAUGUUUUUGGCUUUCUUAACACCUAAAAUUGAUCCUGCUUUAGAUUUUGACAGUGAUGAUGAAGAAUUACCAUCAUUACCAAAUAAAAAUAAUGAAGAAUUUAGACCAUUUAUAAGACGUCUUCCAGAAUUCAAAUUUUGGUAUUCAUUCAUGAAAAGUACUUUGAUCGCAAUUGGUUGUACCUUCUUUGAAGCUUUUGAUAUUCCCGUUUUUUGGCCAAUAUUAGUUGUUUAUUUUAUAAUGCUGACCUGCAUUACAAUGAAAAGACAAAUCAUGCACAUGAUAAGAUAUCGUUAUAUUCCAUUUACCACUGGGAAACCAAAACCAGCUGGACGUGAAGAUACUGGAGCUGUUAUUCAAGAUUAA
Messenger RNA from Strongyloides ratti, 621 nucleotides. Its product is annotated as Protein RER1. Gene Ontology annotation, biological process: retrograde vesicle-mediated transport, Golgi to endoplasmic reticulum; protein retention in ER lumen. The record is from RefSeq and is a predicted model, not a curated record. The transcript has 6 exons. Bases 1 to 621 code for a protein of 206 amino acids. Lineage: Eukaryota; Metazoa; Nematoda; Chromadorea; Rhabditida; Strongyloididae. Gene Ontology annotation, cellular component: Golgi membrane.